Messenger RNA from Lactuca sativa (garden lettuce), 6560 nucleotides. RefSeq lists its product as uncharacterized. The record is from RefSeq and is a predicted model, not a curated record. Lineage: Eukaryota; Viridiplantae; Streptophyta; Magnoliopsida; Asterales; Asteraceae.
AUUCGCGCAUUUAUAUCUCUACGUUCUUCAGUCGUUUCGCUUUCAACAGACGCAAAUAUAACCCAGCUCCCUCUUUCGCCGGAUUUAUAAUUAAAACUCGAAACUCGAAAGGGUUGGGUCAUUAUACCGUUUGUUCUUCAGCCAUUCCGCUACCCAAACCCCCCGGAGACCAAUAGCGAUCUCUGCAAUUCCACUCCAAGGAGACCCAGACACCCUGAUCCUUUACAGGUGACUCACAAAAAUUGUCAAGAUCGCUGUUUUUCUGAUGUGAUAGGUUUAAGUAACUGCACCAGAUAGAUUCAUUGCAACUUAGAAAAGAAGGAAACUACUGAGUGUGUCUCCGUGGUUUUUUUGGUCUUUUUGUUGGGUUCUUCGUCGUAUUUUUUCUGUUUUUUUUCUUCUAUAAAAUCUUUUCUUGUUGGUUGUAAGAGAAUGCCAUUCAUUCUGUCACUUUUCUUAUGUCAGAUCAACAUGUUUUAGUCGAAUCCUUUUUUUUGGCUAUGUCAUGGUUGUUGUUCAUAUUUGUUAAAAAUUCAAUAUUGUGAAAUCAUCAUUCUUUGAUUCACAUAUGUUGAACUGUGACUAUGCUACUGAAGGAUCUGUUAUGUUUAUUAAUUUAUUUUCCCAUAACAAAAUUAUACUUUCUAGAAUUAUGACUCUUAUUAAUGUUUAACAAUUAUAUGUUUGUGUAGGUUAUACAGAAUCAUUUAAAGUGGAAUACAAAAAACAGAUCCCAACAUCAAAAUAUGAAUGCUUGUAUUUGUUUUCAUGGUUAUGUUAAUAGAACAAUCAGAGCAGUCAACAGCUCCUAGCAAUUUGGAAAAAAUAGAAAAAAGCCAAAGGUCAAUAUAUGGUCAAAGGAUAGAAUUAUGCACAACAUUCAGCUAAAGAAGUUGAUGAAUGUGUACUCUGAUAGACACAAGGAAACUCCUGAUAAGUAAGGGAGAUGUAGCAGUUUCCCAUGAAAACCUGAUUGCAAAUGUUACUGUUGGAAGUCCUGAAAUUAACUUCUAUCCAUUCGAUGUUUUGAUAAAUUAUGGCUCAAGCAUCCUUUGGAGGUUGAAGAGGAACACACAUAUGUUUUUAAUUUUUUUUGGGUAAAUUUCAGGAAAUAGCAACAUGCCUCAUUCUUUUUUUUACCAAUAUAGGAAAUAUGCUUUAUUUUUACUGACAAUAGCAAUGUGUAACCCAUAUUACGAUACUUACAAUUCUGCACUCAUUAUGGCAAUAUUCUUAUCUCUUUACGAAUAAUGGCAAUAUGCUAAUAUUGCUUUUAUUGGGUAACAAUAUAAGCACAUUGCUAUAUAAGUUCUACAGUGGUCAAACAUUUUGGAUUAUGAAGGCCUGGUCAUGGAUCCAAAUGCUUUAAAAAAUAGAAUUAUUCUAUGGGGAGGUUUGGAAAUUUUAAUUGGGAUCUUAUUCAUACGAUUCGACAUAUGCAGAGAGGAAGGGUUUGAUCAAGAAAGAUGUGCAAAGUAGAAUGCUAUGAGGCAAAAAGGUUUUUGUGGGAGGAGUUGAGCACCUUCAUCUAUACGGAAGCCAAGCAACUUGGGUUAAGCUAAGCUUGUAUCAUUUUUAAAACUUAUUACUCAGGGUAGUAACAACCAUCACCAUUUUCGUCCACCAAAACCAGAUAAUGUUGCUACAAUAUGUUAUACAACUGGGACACGAAAGUAAGGGGGAUGUAGCAGUUUCCUAUGAAAACCUGAUUGCAAAUGUUGCUGUUGGAAGUCUUGAAAUUAACUUCUAUCCAUUGGAUGUUUAUGCAUAUCUUAUCCUUCUAUGGCACACAUCAGAUAUAUAAAAGGUCCAACCAGAUCGUAUUGAUGUGUACUUUGGUGCCUCAUUUGGAAAUAUCAAGGAGUAAGAAACUUCAAGUUAAGGUUCUUUUUCCAAAUUAAGUUUGACUUUUUAGGGGACUUGAAAUGCUCUAAUUUGGCAGAUUUUUCAAACUAUAAUGCUAUAUUAGGAUAAAAAAUGAAAGUAGAUUGCUAUUUCUUGCAUUUAAAGCAAUAUUGAUGUAUAUUAUCCGUGUUUCAAAAGUAAUUCAGAAGACGAUCAUUAGUCAGAGUUUUUGAUGGUCAUGGUCAAAUACUCAAAGUCAAAAUCAUGGUCAAAAUGGAAGGAGGAGAAACAAUUGAUCCAGUGUCCUCUCAAAAUGCCCUCUGUAGUUCCCAAUAAAGUCCCUGAGGGUACCUCUUGAGGUCAUUCAUUAUUAAAAGUAAAUUUCAUUUAUUUUUUCAAAAAUAAUUAGGCUUUGUCUUAAUGAAAAAGUUAUUAUUUUUCAUUUAUUUAUUAUCACUGGUAUGGGAAAGCAAUGGCAGCAUCCUUUGAUAAAGAAAUGUUAAUCAAUCUUUUUUUUUUUCUUUUAAACAUUAAAAAAAAUGUUAUCAGUCAUUUGGUAAACAUGAAGACCCCUGGGAUUCUUCGGUUGUCAAUGCAGAUUAAAGAGAAGCUGAAAGAAGUUGAUCAAAAUGGUAAAUUUUUUUGGUAGCAAUUAACAAAUUUAGAUAGUACAAAAUGCAACUUCAUAAUUUUAACUAGACAAUAGUACAAUUCCAUUAUAAUGUUUGGCAUGCCAUAAAAUAUUACAUGCAUUAAAAUGGAACAAAUUAACCCCAUAGGAACCAAAUUCAUUUUAUUUCUAGUGAAAAAAUGAAAAUAAGAAUUUAAUAUUGGUUUCGAAGUGAAAAAAUAAAAAUAAGAAUUCAAUAUUGGUUUAUUCUUGAAUCUGUACUUUAAAUCUAUUACUACAUCUGAUGUGUUAGCAUAUCCAGCUGAUUUGAGGAAAAAAAAGUUUAUAUCAGGUUGUUUAUUGUUCCUUAUAUAAGGCACAUUACCCUUCUUUUCUUUUUUCAAUAAGUGUUGCACUGGUAAAGUGCUACCUGGAUAAUGAUGCCUUAAAGUUCCUGAAAUUUGUGUCUAUAUCUGUCCUACUUGAUAAAAAAUGCUUUCAUAUGGUGUAUAAUUCAAUCAAUCUAUUUUUUUACGUUAAAAUUUCACUUAAAUUAAAAGUUAUUGAUUUGAAAUUCAUUAUUAAGAAAAGGAGUAAAUUACGCGAAUGGUCCCUGUGGUUUAGUGUAAAUUACACGCUUGGUCCCUAACUUAUUUUUCUAACUCGGACUGUCCUCAACUUUUAAUUAUGUAACCCGCCUGGUCCCUAUUCUCACAUUCCGUCAAUUGUUUCCGUUAGACACCCCACGUGCCUUGCACGUUGGGGGUAUAAAAGUUUUUUCACAUAUCCAAUGUUAUACCGCUAAGAAAAAAAAGGACGUAUCGUUGAUCAACGUGAUCAGACACAAGCUUCACAGACAAAACCUUUGAAAACCCUUUGAAAACCCUUGAAAACCCUUGAUCGAAAGAACCCUACAUUUGAAAACGACGAUGGCGCCUUGGAGGAUACGUGCUACCAUGGACGAGAUUGACGUUGCUCGUAGAUAUGCCGGACAUCCGACGAUAUUCUCUGUCCGAUUACACCAUGGUGGACAGUUUACAAAGUUCCCUGGAAGAAAAUACAUCAAAGGCAAGCAAAAUUAUGUUGAUUUACUAGACAUUGACACCUUUUCCAUUCAUGACAUUGACGAGAUUAUGGAGGAACUUGGGCAUAUUGAUUCAGACGAAACACUACUCUAUUAUCAUUUCCUGAGACCAUUUGGCGAUUUGGAUUUUGGGUUAUUUGCUUUGGGUUCAGAUCAGGAUGUUCAUCAUCUGGGUACGUAUGUUGCUAACCAUAAGCUAAUAGAUGUAUAUAUUGAGCAUGGGAAAACAAAUUUACAUACUUAUUCUAUGUCCCCCAACCCUAGUAAGGUUAAAAUUGUUGAAAUUAAAGAGCCACCAGCUUGCUCCAAACAAUUGUUUUUGGAGUGGAAUGACUCUCCAAUUGAGCAUGAGAGUGUUCCAGACCUAACAGAAGUUGAGAAUGAUAGUCAUUUGGACAAAGAACCAUCUUUGGUCGACCAUAUUGAAUUUGAAAUGAAUGUAGAGAAUGACGAUGAUUAUGAUGGUAGUGGAUACAACAAUGGCAGUGGAAAUGAUGAGUUUGAUGAUGAUAGUGAGAGUGAAGAUAGUGAUUUUUUUAUUGAUGAGGACAAUCUCAUACACGAUGUUGAUGUGGACAUGAAAGAUUUCCAUAUGAACAUUGACAAGGAUGUAGAAUGGUUGGAGGUUCUUCUGAAAGUAAUGUACCUGAAGAUACACAACAAGGUGACUUAGAAGUGAUCAACACAGAGGUUUUGUUGUCUGGGUCUUCAUCAGAUGAGGCAAAUGAUGGUAAGCGAAGGAAAACUAUUAGGGCCAUACAGAGGGCUUAUGAAAAUGAUGCAGCUUUGGUUAGUGAGCCCUUCUACAUUUUUCAAACUUUCAGUUCAUCUAAGGACUUUAAGACACAAGUGAAACUACAUUCCAUAAGGACAAGAAGGGAAAUACAAUUAGAGAAAAAUGAUAAGAAUAGGGUUAGGUUUGUGUGUAAGGGCACUAUACCAAAUCUUGCUACUAAUGAAGAAGAGAAAUGCCCAUGGGUUAUAUAUUGUAGUAAGUGGAAGCGUGACAUAGAUUGGAUGGUUAAGACAUACACGAAGGAGCAUCGAUGUCUACAAACAAGGAAAGUCAAAGCAUGUGACUAUAAGUUCCUUUCAGAGCAUAUAGUACAAGUUAUUGAGACAAACCCAAAGAUUCCUAUUAGGGCUUUACGAGAGCAACUCCAACGUGAGUACCAGAUGGACAUUUUGCAUAUGAAAACUUUUAGGGCAAAGCAGCAAGCUUUAAAGCAUGUUCAAGGAGAUUAUGUCAGCCAAUACAGGUUGUUAAGGGACUAUGUUUUAGAGGUACAAGCACGUAACCCAGAUACUACGGUUAAAAUUGAUGUUGAAAGUGAAGCGAAUCCAACUGUUGAGACAAGAACAUUCAGGCGUAUCUAUGUUUGCAUUGGAGCUUUGAAGCGAGGUUUUGCAGCGGGAAGAAGGGACUUUCUUGGACUUGAUGGAGCCUUCGUGAAAGGUCCAUAUCCCGGCCAAGUUUUGUCUGCUGUGGCAUUGGAUGGUAAUAAUGGGAUAUAUCCUUUAGCUAUGCUGUGGUUGAAUCAGAAACAUUGAAUUCUUGGACUUGGUUUUUAAGUAAUUUGGGUGAUGACUUAGGUUUGGGAACAAAUUCUAAUUUCACGUUUAUGAGUGACAGACAAAAGGGUUUGUUGUCUGCGAUUGCAACACUAUUUCUAUGUGCAGAGCAUCGCUAUUGUCUUCGUCACAUACACGACAACAUGAAAAAGAAUUGGAGGGGAAAGGUGUUUAUGAGUGGCUGAAACGAAUACCUCCUCAAAGUUUAACAAUGAUGCUUAUGAAAAACUAAAGAAGCUUAACAAUGAUGCUUAUGAGUGGCUGAAACGAAUACCUCCUUAAAGUUGGGCUCACUCCCACUUUACUGGUAUAAUGAUGCUUUUGGGAAUGUGCCACGACCUCUAAUGUACAACACUUUCAUCAUGCAAUGGAAAAACUAAAGAACCUUAACAAUGAUGCUUAUGAGUGGCUGAAACGAAUACCUCCUCAAAGUUGGGCUCGCUCCCACUUUACUGGGAGAGCACAUUGUGAUGCUCUAACUAAUAACCUGUGUGAAGCAUUCAACAGCAAGAUAGAAGAUGGUCGUGAUGCACCAAUUAUUAACUGCAUUGAUGCACCAGAGAGUACAUUAUGAAGAAGAUAGUCAAAGUUGACAAGGAAAUUUAGAAAGUUGUAGGUCCUUUGACUCCUACAGCUACAACAAUAUUGGAUAAGAUAAAGAGUAAGGCAGAACAGUAUGUUGCAACAUUUUGUGGUGCUGGAAAAUAUCAAGUUGCUGGACCAUGGCAAGAUCAGUGUAUUGUGGAUGUAGGUCAACAAAGUUGCACGUGCAAAAGGUGGGAAUUAACAGGAAUUCCGUGCAAACAUGGUGUGGCUGCUAUUUGGGACAUGGGGAGGAAUGACAAAGAUGUGGGAAUCCCAGAAUCAUUUGUGCAUCCAUGUUACUGGUUAUCAAGCUGGAAAAAGAUGUAUUCUUUUAAGGUUAGCCCAAUCAAUGGAAGGUCCAUGUGGGAGAAGUCAGCUAUACCAACAACUCUGUUGCCUCCAAAACAUCGUGUUCCCAUAGGAAGACCAAAGAAGAAGAGAACAAUAUCAAUUGUGGAAAAGGAGGACUUUGUUAGAGGAAACACAGCAUCGAGGGCCCAUAGAUCAGUAACAUGUAUGAAGUGUAACAAUGUUGGUCACAAUGCAAGAACCUGCAAAGGGCAAAGACCAAUUGUUGGUGGGGGUGGUGGACAAUCACAAGUCAAAGGAAAAGGGAAAGGGAAGGCAACCACUUGAUGGUUUGUAAUAGGGCUAGUCUUUUGUUACUUUAAAUAUGAAUGGAUUGUGUUAUGUUACUGCUUGUAAUAGGGCUAAUAUUUUGGUACAUUAUUUAUGAAUAGUUUGUAAUAGGGGCAGUAUUUUGAUACUUGUUUUAGCCAAUAUGUUGGCACUUUUGGAUGAACUAGUUUGUCACCCUCAUUGCCCUGUAAUAGCUUGGUACUAAUUAAUGGAAUGUUUUCUUCU